AUGUCUGGUUCUUAUACUGAGCAGUUGAAUCAUUCGUCACCAUCUAGUGAAUUGACAAGCUCAAAAAUACUUACUAAUAGAAGUAAAGACAAUGUAUUAGAAAAAAUUGAUGAUCUAAAACGAUCACAUAGUCGUAAGCGUUUUGAAUAUGAACGAGCUCCAGUUUAUGGAGAAAUAAUUGAAAAAAAUGGUAUAAGAGAACGGUUUAAUGGCAGCAUGUUUCGACGUAUGUGCUCAAAAUCUAAUUGUACUUAUCAUACAGCAAGAUUAGGUUUAUGCAAGAAACAUUUAUUUGAAACACAAAUUCAAAAUCAUCCAACAACACCCUCGUUGACAAUGACAUUCACAAAAGCACUGAAAGGUGAAAUUCGAAUGAUGAAUAAUGGAAUAAAAAUGAAAUUUGAUGGAAAAAAAUUUCGAAGAAUUUGUUCUGAGAACAAUUGUAUAUUAUUUAUAUCCGGUCGGUAUUAUAGCAGCCGUCUAUGUCCAAAACAUUAUAAUCAAACAAAGUCUAAACAUCCACAAAAACUUGUUCAAUCAACAUCCACAACAAGAACACAAACACAACGUAGACGUACACCCGCAUUAAAACGAACAAAAAAACAUUCCGUCAUGCCUGUGAAUAUGAACGACCCCAAUCUAAAACACCCGAAAGCAGGAGAUAUUACUGAUAUGACAGAUGGUACACGAAGAAAAUACAGUGGAGGAGCUUGGCGACUACUAUGUGUACGUCAAGAUUGUCCUUGUUUUGCUGUUUCUCGACGUCAAUGUCGAAAACAUGGAAAAGAAAAAAUAACUAAAGCAGUAAUUAGUGAAACACAUCAAAUUACUGGAAAUCAACCGUUAAUAUCAACAUCAGCUUUGACAGUAACAAGUACAAACACUUCCACUAAUUCAGUUCUACAUCCAAACAAAGGUGACAUACAAGUACUUCGACAAAUGUUUGAUGGUCGUUCAUGGCAUUCACUUUGCCGAAAUAGUACAUGUUUAAAACGAGCGACACAGAAUAGUGGCUUUUUAUGUGCUGCACAUCUUAAAGAAGCACGAAGAAUUGUUAAUGAUGAUACAAGAAUACCAAGACGAGGAAGAAAACGAAAAAUGGGUAUUAAUACAAAUGAAAAUGAUUUGACCGAGAUCGGAUAUAAUUUGAGAAAAGUUCAAAAGUUGAGAUUAAAUGGUGACACCGUUUGUGAUCAGCAUGAAUUUGUUUUAUCGUUAAAUACUCUGGAUGAACAACAAUCAACGAUUCGUACAAAUUCAGCAAUAGAUAAAUCUAAACUAAUCGAACAGUCUGCUCAAACUGAUAUAACCUAUCCAUACCAAACUCAAGCAGAAACACAUCUCGUAUUGAUCGAUGAUGAUGAUGAUGAUGAUGAUGAACAAUCGACGUUGACAACAGCUCAGUUUCCACUUUAUUUAAAAAAAGAAGAGGCAACUGAUGAACAUUUAAUAUUACCAUCAACAACUACGCCAACAAUUCCUUAUUAUCCUUAUCCGGAUAUUCAAGAAUUAAAACCAACACCUGAUCUUAAGUCAGAAUAUUGA
Didymodactylos carnosus is the source of this 1545-nucleotide messenger RNA. NCBI's taxonomy places the organism in Eukaryota, Metazoa, Rotifera, Eurotatoria, Philodinida, Philodinidae. The record is from the annotation of a GenBank genome assembly.